UUCACGAUCAGAUACUCUGCGCCCGACACGUCAAAUCUCAACUACAUAACCUUGAAUAGUGUCUUGUGAAAGCACACCCUUGUUUUCUAAGCAGAAGUAUAGGAAAUCCACUUAUGGUCUAUCACUAUGGCUGGAAGUUACGACACCAUUGUCUUUCCUGAAGACUCGGGGUUCAGACAAAGCGCAGGUUGUUCGGCGACCCCUCUGAGUUCGGCGCGCCCAUUACUGAUUAAAUGACGUCGAGUCAGACUUUCUUUCGGCCAUCGAGGUAUCGAAUAGCCCAGGUACGGAUUCCCGGAGACACAACAGCAACAAUGAAGUGGACAAUUAUCUACUGGCUCCUACCUCUCGCCUGCGUGGCCCAAAUCCCCGUUGACCCGCUCCCCUUCACACCCCUCAAACCCAAUCCCACCCAGAAGGUGUUUCCCACCACGACCUGGUGCGCAACAGUAACGCCCACCGAGAUCCCUGGUGUAAAGCCAAACGCAACCCUCUCAUGUACGACAUACGCCCCGGAACCGACAGUAUUCGCUCGAUUCAAUCGCAUCCCGAGGGCCCGAGGCCAAGCGCGAUGCUGGUACGACAGCUACGUCGACAGGAUCGAGAUCGAAAAGCGCACGCUGAACACUCAGGCCGAGAUUCUCAAGGGUGUCUACGAGUGCCAGGAUAGGUGCCAGCAGCCGCUCUCGAACGGCAAAGAGUGCAAGUAUGCCGUCUACGUCAAGGCAGGCCCUAGGUCUAAGGACCUUUGCUUGCUAGACAAUCUGGUUUACGACCCGUAUGCUGUUAAUUACCGUGGCCCGUUUGAUUCUUGGCUUUGCAUUGGCAGCGAGAAGAUGCUGCCCGAAAUUGAGGAUGCUCCGGAUACGAAUGAGGGGGAGAUAUAGACUGUUUGGGCGUGGGAGUAUCGAUCAGUUCUGCAUUAAAAUUCGAAGCUUGGAAACAUCAACGCCAUCAAGACGAAAUUCCGGGUACCGUCUGCGAAUGAAGAAUAUACGACAAGGGUAAAUACAGAUGGACCUUACUGAUAU
Molecule: messenger RNA, 1031 nt
Organism: Colletotrichum acutatum
Lineage: Eukaryota; Fungi; Ascomycota; Sordariomycetes; Glomerellales; Glomerellaceae
Exons: 5
Coding region: 234-887 (217 amino acids)
Source: RefSeq, a predicted model, not a curated record